GGGCGUCCCCGCCGCGCCGCGCGGUCCUCGCCGAGGCAGAGGCGGCGGCGGCAGCAGGUGGAGCGGGUUCCGGGUCCGGCCCGGGGCUCCGGGGAGGUCGGGUCGCCGCGCGGGGCACCGGCCCCUCCGCCCCCCCUCCCCCACCCCCCCAGACCUGUGCUCCCGGAAGGGAGCCGCCGGCUGCUCCGGGGUCCGCGGGGGGGGAGCUCGCCGGGCGGCGCGGGCGGGGCCCCGGUGGCGCGCCCGCCUCCCCCUCCGGCUCGCGCGCGGGAAGCGGCGGCUCUUCCCCGGGACUCCGGGCGCUCCUUGCGCGGCCCUCGCCGGCUUUGCCUCGGGGGCCCUCUAGCCUUGUCGUCCGCCGGAGUUCUCCACCGACCGCUUUCCUCCAUUUGGGGACACUUCCCGCCGGCGACGCCCGAGCGCCCCCUGAGGGUCCGGCCGCCGGAGCUGCGGGGUCCCGGCCCUGCUCGCCGCCCCCGACCCUCGAGGCUCUCCCGCCGGCCUGCCUCCUCCCAGCCUCCGGCCUCGACGCGGGGGUGCGGACCUGGUCCCGUCUGCGCCCCCCAACACCCCCGGAAGGAGUGCGGUCCUCCGAGGCCCCGCCGCCGGCCAUGGCCUUCACUUUCGCCGCUUUCUGCUACAUGCUGUCCCUGGUGCUGUGCGCCGCGCUCAUCUUCUUCGCCAUCUGGCACAUAAUUGCCUUCGAUGAGUUAAGGACAGAUUUUAAGAGCCCCAUAGACCAGUGCAACCCUGUUCACGCGAGGGAACGGCUGAGGAACAUUGAACGCAUCUGCUUCCUCCUGAGAAAGGUACUUCCACUGUCCGGCAGACAGUUCCGAGCUGGCCUACGACCCGCCCGCGGUCAUGAACGCAGACACCCUGAGUUACUGUCAGAAGGAGGCCUGGUGCAAGCUGGCGUUCUACCUGCUGUCCUUUUUCUAUUACCUCUACUGCAUGAUCUACACUCUAGUGAGCUCUUAACCCGGGCCGCACAGGUCAUCAGAGACGGGGACGGGAGAGGCUCGAGGCGGAGUCCUCGCGACUGGCUGGCGGUUGGAGAAGGGCCCGGACUGGGGUGCGUGAGAGACACCUGCAGACGGCGGAUUCCUGCGGCAGCGGGGACCGAGGUCACGGAGCGUGGGGGUCGCUGCCCAGCCCGCACCCAGGUGGCGAUCCCGUCUGGGCCACGGGACCUCUCCUGAGCAAGGACUGUUGCUGCCUGAGUGACCCCCGCCCCUCUGAGCACCCCGUGCGGUCCACAGUGAGCCCGGGACCGCGGGCGGGGGGGGGCACGGCUGGCAGGCCACAAACUGCCUGCCCAGGAACAGAAUGACCCAGGACCUGCUGAGGCCUCCAGGGUGUCGCGGGCUACCCGAGCCCUCUGUGUGUCCUCGGAGCCCCGCAGCGCCCUGCGCUUCCGCGGGAGGGUCUGCGGGGGCGCGGAUUCGCCAUUGGCUCCCACCAGCCCCGAGCCCGCGGGCGGCCUGUUUUCGCGCUCUGCUUUGUGGGAGUCGGCCCGGCGACACAGGGAGCUGGGGCUCCGGCUGCUGGCCAUGAAUUAUGUCCAAAGUCUCAGGGGAGGCGGGAAUCGGAGGGAAGAAUGAUUUUUUAAAGCAUUUUCACGUUCAAAGUGUUCUUUGCCACCACAAACUGUGUUCUCCCGCUGUCGGUCCAAAGCCGUCGCAGAAUCAACGAAGGCAAAUCGACCGGUCGACGUCGUCAACGCCUGUCUUCUCUUAAGGACCCCAAGCAGCGGCGCCCGGGAAACGCCCUGCACCUGCUCUGUGCUGUGUGCAUCGGGCGGCCAGGAGGCGAGACGGCGCAAUUACAGCCUCCUUUUGUGAUGCUACGUCAUUCGUUCUGUUAGUGCCACUCGAGGACUUUGGCUUAUUUAGAAUUUUCCCUCUGACGUCCUCUCCUGUUUGGGUAGGAGGUGUCCUUGGGGUUGUAAAUAAUGACAAGGCUGAGGUUUUUAUGUUUCAACUGGGCACGAUGAUUUCUACCUUAUUCCCCACACUUCCCUCUCUUCUGUGUGACACACACACAGGCUAUUUAUACCCGUGCGCGGCUCCCGUUGGAACCGGUGACUCAGGUUUGUGAAUGGUGUCUGUGCCGCGCGUCGUGAGCUAUGUUUAAAACGCAGUGACAGCUUGCGCGCCACACCUACCCGGCCGCCUCAUUUAAACCCCUCGCAGGCUGGCUGCCUCUCCGUACGGGCGGUAAACUGGUAGGUGAGGAGGAAAAGUUUCAAAAAGCUGUUCUGUUUCUAAAAAUUCCGUAGGGAACAAAACUCAGGCUUCCGCUCUGAGGCUGAGGGUAUAAAGCCGGAGGAUUCCAGGGGGCAUUUCGGGGAGCAGACUCCCCUCUGUCCAGGGCGCACCGUGCCGGCUGCGUAACGGAGGCCGGGGGAGAGCGGCCUUCGGGGCUGCUGGGCCUCGCCUCUGGGGUGGCCUGAGAAGGCCACCUGCACGUGACCCUCGCCCCCACAUGUCUGUCCCUGGAGCUGUCUCCUUCGUUUUUGUACUUUGCCUCCUUCCCAAAAGGUGACACGUGGCUCGUGAUGGCAUGACACAGGGACACAGAGACCGCUAGAAUGGAGGGAGGGGAUUCACACACGCGCCUUCCCCGAGGUUCUGCUUCCCGCAGUUGAGCAUUUCUUCGCGGCAAAUCGUGGCGGCUCACGUUUGCCUGGGGCUUCGUCGUCCGCAGAUUGAUUUCGUUCCUUUGAUCUCCUCGCCAUCCUGUGGGGUUGACACGACCCUUUCCCCAUUUUCUUUCUUUUUUUUAUUUUUAAAAUGUUUUUAUUUUUUGAGAAACAGAACACA
Messenger RNA from Prionailurus viverrinus (fishing cat), 2825 nucleotides. It is a transcript of the gene CNIH3, whose product is annotated as cornichon family AMPA receptor auxiliary protein 3. Bases 612 to 1202 code for a protein of 196 amino acids. Gene Ontology annotation, cellular component: dendrite; synapse. NCBI's taxonomy places the organism in Eukaryota, Metazoa, Chordata, Mammalia, Carnivora, Felidae. The record is from RefSeq and is a predicted model, not a curated record. Gene Ontology annotation, biological process: vesicle-mediated transport; regulation of AMPA receptor activity. The transcript is spliced from 5 exons.